AUGACUGACACUUCAAAGAAAAAGGGAUUGAAAAAGGGCUUCUUUGUUAAAUGUAUGUUCUGCGAUACAGACAAUACACCAAUAAUUUACACUUUUGUAUCAGGGAGUGGAUUUAGUGUAUCUGGAAGCACCUUGUCUUGUACAAUCACAUCAUUAUCAGCGUCAUCACAUACAGUUGUCGUGAGAGCUCAAAACACUGGAGACAGUGCGACUACAGAUCAAACAUUAACUGUAACUGUUACAGAUUCUUCGCCACCAGCACCAACAUGGUCAACAGGAGCCUCACACUUGCUGAUCAAAGGUGACAGCACCGCUUGUGAUGCGGUAACAACACUUUCUGCUACUUCAUCGGAUUGUACGGCGGUAACUUACAGUGUCCAGUCAGAAUCUCCUUCCGGAGGAUUUAGCGUUACUGGCAGUACACUGUCAUGUGUCCUUGCGUCAAUAACUGCGUCAUCAUACACGGUUGUCGUAAGAGCGACGAACACUGGAGAUGGUGCGAAUUCUGAUCUUACAUUGACUAUAACACCAGCAGAGGCUCCCGUGUUUGUAAAGCCUAGCCCGAACGCUGCAGACGACAACCAUACUAUCACUUUACUAGAAACAGUUCAAGCAGACGAAACAGUGCUUACACUUACAGCCACCGAUGCAGAUACCGAUGACGCAACAUUAACGUUCAACAUGGACGCAAGUGCGGCCCCAACAAGACAGCUGUUCGAAAUAAACGGAAGAGAAUUAAAGGUUAAAGCUAGUGUUGCUAAUGACUAUUUCGAUGCAGAGAAAGAUGGAGUUGUACUUCAGUACCCUAUAAUUCUAGAAGUAAGCGAUGGAGGUACUUCUACAACUUUGUCAACAACCAUCGACGUACAAGAUGUUAACGAUAAUUCUCCUGUAUUUUCUGGGACGUUUACGGCAGAGAUAAAAGACAAUGUUGCUGAAGGAGAUACAGUUUUCACCAUUACAGCGACGGACAGCGACAAAACUUCAACAAAUAACCAAGUCACCCUAUCCAUGGCUGAUAUUUCUGCAUUCAAUCUCGAUGGUGAUAAAAUAAAGGUGUCAGCUGGUGUUAAUUUUGACGCUAAGACGCAGUCUACUUACACACUGACAGUAACAGCUUCGGACAAUGCACCUGUAGAUCCUAAAACUACUGACCAAGAAUUUACUGUCACCAUUAAAGCAGCGCCUGAAUUUGUUGAUCCGGACCCGGACUCGGACGCGGAAUUUCACGACAUAUAUAUGUGUGAAACGAUUCAAGCUGGAGACGAAGUUAUGACAUUAAUUGCCAGCGACGCAGACACAGAUACAGCAUCAUUAAGUUUCAACAUGGAUGCAAGUAAUCCUACAACAACGGCUUUAUUUGAAGUAGUUGGUGAUAAAUUAAAGGUCAAAGCUAGUGCUGAUACAACUGCUUUUGAUUUUGACGCAGAUAAUGCUGUAACUGAAUACACCAUCAUUUUAGAAGUUACUGAUGGGGAUUAUACAACCACCUUAACAACAACUAUUAGGAUAGAAGACGACAAUGAUAACGCUCCUGUCUUUUCUGGCAAUACUACGGCUUCUCUUCUUGAAUCGUCACUUGCAGGUACAAGCGUUUUGAAACUGACAGCGACUGACAAUGAUAAAUCAGCGGAAUACAGCAAUGUAACAUUUUCUUUAUCUGGAGCCACAGAGUUUGAAAUCGGUGGAGAUAAUAAUGAUGAUAUAUUAGUAGCAGUCGGGGCAAGUUUUGAUUAUACAACGAAUUCUUCCUACAUUCUGACAAUAACUGCCUCGGACAACGCACCGGAAGAGGCCCAAACAACCGAUCAAGAUAUAACCGUCAGCAUAACAACAGAUCCAAAGUUUAAUAAACUAAAUUCUGCAAAGACAGCAUCAGUCGAUGAAAACGCUCCAGAAGCUACUGAGAUAUUUGCUUUAGAUGUCACUGACGAAGACGAUACUGGCACAUUGACUGUUUCCAUUUCCGAACAGCCGUCACCUGAUAUGUUUAUAUUAGAUGGGCAAAAACUUAAGCCAAAAUCGGGAGCGAUUUUUGAUGCCGAGGGAGAUAAAACGUCAUAUCAACUAAAAUUUAUGGCAUCAGAUGGGACAUACGAGGUAGAGAGUGACGUAUUGACAGUAACAGUCAAUGAAUUAAAUGACAAUCCACCUGUUUUUACAGAACUUGAUCCUGUAGUGGACAUUGCAGAAAAGACAGCUGCCGGAUCUAGCGUGUAUGACGUAAAUGCAACAGAUGCUGAUGUUGGUAAUCCAGACAAUAUCAUGACAUUUAGUAUGACAGAAACUGAUACCAGUCACUUCAGUAUAGACACGAAUAGUGGGAUCAUUUCUUUGAAGCCGGAUGCCACUUUGACCUUUUCUAGUAAAGCCGAAUAUAAACUCAUUGUUACUGCCAAAGAUGGUGCUUUGCCUACAGAUAAGUCAGCCAGUACAACUGUUACUGUAAAAAUCUACGUCUCUCCUGAAUUCACUAAUCCGACGGACGGUGAUUCAUUUAGUAUUCCCGAAGAUAGUACAACUGGAAGUGUUGUCAAGGCUCUUACUGCGUCAGACGAGGAUGGCGAUUCACCUAUCUUUACACUCGUAUCCCAGGAUCCUGCGCUUCCUUCAAAGUUCAAGAUACAGGGAUCUGAAAUCCUAACCACUGAUACAUUUGAUAUUGAUGCUGCUGGAGCAGUGACGUCAUACAUACUGGAAAUAAGCGUUUCGGAUGGGAGAAGCUAUACGGAUGAUGAAACAAUUAAAAUUACCAUACAAAUAGAUGAUUCCAACACUAAAUCUCCAGUGUUUGAUCCAGAUGGUGUUUACGAUAAAACCGUAGAAGAAACUGAAUCAGUUGGUACUACGGUACUCUCUGUGACAGCUACGGACGAUGACCUAACUGAUGCUAACAACAAAAUAAAGUACUCAGUGACUGACACGGAAUUUAGCAUUGACGAAGAUACCGGGGACAUUACAGUAUCCGCUAGUUUAAGCUAUAAAACAAAAUCAGAAUAUAACAUAACUGUCACAGCAACCGACACUGGAACUCCACCAAAGAGUGCAACUCAACAAGUCAAGUUUACCCUCCUCGCCGAGCCGGAGUUUACCAAUCUCGCAGUUGCUAAAUCUAAAGCUAUAGAUGAAAAUUUGCCAGCUGAUGAAUCUGUGUUUGCGAUCGCCGUCUCUGACUUAGACAAUACUUGGGAUAGAACUGUAUCCAUUGUCAGUCAAACGCCACGUGAGAUGUUUAAAAUGAAUGGAGCUAUACUGCAGACAAAGACAGAUGGUCUAGACGCAGAGACUGCAACAGCAUAUGUACUGAAGUUCAAGGUGACGGAUGGUUCAUUUGUUGUUGAGAGUGCAAACUUGACCGUAAACAUUUUGGAUCUUAAUGACAAUCCACCUGUCAUUUCUACGGUGCUUCCUGUCUCUAUACGUGAAAACAUGACCAUAGGUUCGGUUGUUUAUGAUGUACAAGCAACAGAUGAAGACGUCACUACCCAAAAUAGUGUGCUUUCCUACUCAAUCAUAGCAGGGAACGAUGACAAAGUGUUCUCAAUAGAUGCAGACAACGGAUCUAUAAGCUUAGAUAAAACGUUGAGUGAAGAAACAUACAAUUUGAAAGUGAUGGUAUCAGACAGCGGUAGUACUGCUCUUACGGCAACAACUAAUGUUUCAAUUUACGUUGACGCCAAUGUGAUUGACGAGUGCUCAUCCAGCCCAUGUCAGAAUGGAGGCACCUGCUCAUCAUCGGUGAAUGUCUAUACAUGUCAGUGUGUACCUGGAUAUAUUGGCACUAACUGCGAAACAAAUAAAGAUGAAUGUGACCCACAGCCGUGUAUGAAUAAUGGAAUUUGCACAGAUGCUGUCAACUUUUUCAGUUGUAAUUGCACGGAAGGCUGGAAUGGAACUACGUGCACAGAUGUCUGUACAAGCAAUACAUAUGGCCGUAACUGUAAGGAACAAUGCAACUGUAAUACGUCAAGACUUAUACCAAACGUCGACAACCAGCAGUGUGACAUCAAGACAGGGGCAUGCAAGUGUAAUGAAAACUGGGUUGGUUAUUCAUGUGAAGACAAGGAUGAGUGUGUUAACUCAAGUAUUUGCAGUGGCUCAAACGUUGUUUGUGAAAAUACAAUAGGCAGAUAUUACUGCACAUGCGAGCAAGGUUACAAAAACUCUUCUUCCAAUGUGUGUGAAAUUGAUAUUCCAUCAGUGACGAUUCCUGUUAACCCAGGUGAAGCCGCAGUACUUUUAAUCGUGUCUAUAGAUAGAGACUGUCCAGAUCUGAGGAUACCUUCCGUGUAUGAGAAUGAAAAGAAAAAAAUAGAAAAUUCGAUUCAAAGACGCCUGCCUGUCCAAAAAAGAGUGGUUGUUACCAAUAUAGAGUGUGGCACGGUGACGUUUGAAUCAAUUAUCAUUAUUGAUAAAGAAAAUGCAGGACAGCUCGCCAAUGAAAUAUCAAAUAUAAGCAAUUCUAUAGAAUAUGAUGGCCAGAUCGUUCCUGUUAUGGAGCUGAAAGUCAAUGACAGUGCAGUUAACAAGUCUGAUACAGAGGCACAAAAGGUGUGCGAGGCAUAUACAGCAAUAGAUCCGUGCGCUGAAGACUAUGAAUGUAAAUAUGAAAAUGGUGUCCCAUCAUGUAGGAAAAUCGGAGAAGAAAACACUGGUUUGAUCCUAGGACUUGGUUUCGGUGUUUGUUUGCCAUUGAUUGUAUUGGCAAUUAUAGCUGCCUUUUACCUAUACAGCAGGAUAAAAAAGCAAAAAAUAAGAAAAAGCAGUCUGCGCCACAAAGGCAGCUGGAAUAAGGAAGAAAGUCCAUGGUAUGGCAGAAUGAAACAAAAUGGAUUCAAAAUCGACACCAGGCAUUACGACAGGAAUCGUUUUAACGAAAAUACAAACUACAAGAACAACAUUUAUGACAAUAGACAUUAUUAUGAUUUGCCAGGUCUAGGCUAUACGUCAAUAUAAACUACAAUUACAGUAAUUUAAAGGCAUCGGCCUCCAGAAUUUUGCUAUAAAUGAUCUUUUUUUUCAAAUUGAAGUUGGUUAAAUUAUCAACAUAAGAAUAUGAAUUUCUGUCAAAUAAAUGCCAGAUCAAGAAAAAAAGGGAAUCGAACUCAGACCGCCACGUUGACAAAGAAGUUUCCCGCUGUCGUUACCAAUACCGCUAUGGCAGAUUUAGUGUUUAAUGCGCGUUAAAUAUGGAUAAUCGAUGUAGUUUACCUCGAGUUGAAUGAUGUUACGAACACUUUUCGAUUUUCAUCGUAGAAAGUAGUAAAACUACUUAUUCCUUUCUGUUUUCGUAAUGUGCAGUCUGUCAGUAAUUAAGUUUCAAGGCAUUCUAAAGAAAUGUAGUAUUAACUUUCAGGUAUUUGAAAAAAAUAUUUCUAUUUUGUUGUUGUUGUCGAACGAACUGGAGGCAAGUAGCUUUAAAUGUAAAUAUUUAAACUGUCACCCAUGUUGUGAAGUUUAUUUUUAAGGUCUAAAUUUUUAUUGCCAGUAGAGAUAAUAUCACUGAUAGGUCUGUUUCAGGUAUCCUACUUGCUUAAAAAACAGGAUAUAAAAGCGCAUUAUAGUGAGAGAUUAAUCAUGAACAUACAAUAUGCUGACCUGUUAAAUUGGUUUAUUAGACUGAACUUGAAUAUUUAACGACAGCAACUCUAUGCUUAGAAAUACAACACUCACCGUUUCGCGCAGAUCAUCUUAGCAUUAAGCAUUCUUCAAUACUCAUGGCACAUCUGCGUUACUUAAGCGUUCCUUUAAUUACAAGACAACGUUGUAUAUGUAGCCAAUAUCUUAUCAUCCCCCACCAAAGGUAGAGGAAUAUAUAUUUGGCGUUGUCCGUCGUCCGUCCGUGUGUCCAUGAAUCCUUUCGUCUGUCCGAAAGUGCUUGCUUUAUCUACAGUCACAAGACCUCAUUAUUUGCUAGAUCAUGAACUUUCCUUACAUAUAUAACCAUACCCCUUAACCUAGUAAAAGCAGAAUGUUUUCCUUGAUUUGGUACAAUGAUGGAUCUUUAUGAAGCUACUCAAAUGCAGAUCACUGUCGGUCGGUGGUGCACAUGCAACAUAAAUAUUGCCUUUUAAUUGUUUUAUAGUCCAUAGUUUUUAUAUAACAAAAUAAUCUAUUGAUGGAUCGCCAUAAUCAUUGCUUGUUUACCACUUCUUCCGACACCCCCAACUUUCCAUCUACCCUUUGUCAAUUUCUAUUCAAUUUGAUUAAAAUAAACUUGUUGUUGGAUUUUUAAGCACCCUGUCUGCUAUAUUUUUCCGCUACAGUAUCAUUUUGUUGUGGACCUUUUGCAUGGUUAUCUGUCUGUGUUUGGAAUGUUCUAUGCUUCCAUGGAAGUUACUCUUACCGUUUAAUAUUUGAUAUUUCCAUUGUUGGGGAAAAGAAAGUUUAAUGCAAGUGAAAUUCUCUUGGCACAGAAAUAUCUAAUUGGCUCAAAAGUAAUGAUCAUUUUGUUCGAAGGAAUCGCAUAAAUUUUGAAUUUUGAAACAAUUCCAGGCAGAAUAUACUUUAUGCCACUUAUAGAAAAAAAAUAUCAACAUCAUUGUGUUUCAGUAAUUUUCUUUUCAAAUAGUUAAACUUGCUCAUUGUUAACUUCCAGACAUUACUGUGUGUGCAUUUGUUGACAUUGCCAUUUACUCCUAGUGAUGGCACAAACUGACAUCAUAGAUGAUAAAACGUAUGACAAAAUUGAUUUCAGUAAUGAUGUUUUGCGUUAGAAAAUUUGCUUCAGGAAUUGUAAAGGCAGGAUGUUUGUAUGAAGAUACAUAACGAAAUCGUUCGAUUUGCAUAUAGUAACAUUUACCUAUAAUGUUCGUACCUAUCUUUCCUCACAAAGUACCUCUCUUCCUCACAAAGAUUUACAGUUAUUUCAGUUUGCAUUGAAUUGUUUGAAUGUCCAUAUAUAUAUAUAUUGUAAAUAUGCGUUAAACAUAUAUCAUCUUUAAACUUUUGCCUUUAAAAACAUCUUCGAUUUUCCAAGUUGGCGUGCACAAACAGAAAUGAGCAUCUUGGGACAGUUGAUGCAUAAAAGAGAAUUGGAAAUGCUGCUUUAUCCUUGCUUUAUCGUAAAAGGCGACCGAUAGGAUUCGAACAUGGCAGAUAUAUAAGUUUUGAUUUCAUACCUCAUAUUUAAAUUUGAAGUAAAUAAGAUGUGUAAUCUAUAUUUUAACAUGUAUUGUAUUCGUGCGCCGUAAAAACAUAGAUAAAAUCAAACAGAAAAAAGACAUUAAACAACUGUUCUAAUACAUUUGUUUUCUUCACGACAACAUGAAACCCUUACACUUUAUGUCUUUUUUCUGUUUGAUUACAAUGUAGUAUUUUGUUUGCAGAACUCUGUCUGUUCACUUUCUUUCAUAUGAUUAUUCGGAUUUAUUUACUCAUCUCUUUUCAUGUAAUAUAUUGGUAUUAGUAUUGUAUUUUGUAAUUUCAAGUUGAAUCGUUAUGACAUUUGUAUGUUCUAAAACUUAUGAUACAAUUCCGUUGCAUAUAUACUUGUAUAAAUAUACGCAUUUUAUCAUAUAUAUAGUUUAAUUUAGUUUCAGUUUCUAAUAGAUGUGAAUGAUAUCUUACAGUGUCAAAGGUUACAAGUAAGGUAAAAAGUACAGUUGCAACUCAGUGACUCGAAUUCCAAACGGAUAGUGAUUUAGUUCGAGAUAACCGAAAAUCGACUUUAAGGUAGUUCUGCACGUUUGGAUCGAAAUUUUUUCUACAAUGUAGAAUUUGAUUAAACUCUGAUUUUUCAAAAUUUCAGAAUAUACCUAGAAAAUUCGGCAAAUAAAAAAGAUAGGGUCGUGUGCUUGCUUUUUGCUAGACUGAUUUGAAAAAUUCGGCCCUCUUGCAAUAUUUCAUAAUGGGAGUCUAUGGGAAAAUCAUAACUUUCAUGACAUUUUCAUGAAUAGAACUGUUUCUCCAAUGUAGAUUUCGAUGUAAUUUCUCACGAUGAUUAAUAAACAUAUGGACUAUAAUUUGGUGAAAUAAAAUGUAUAGGUCCUUGUGCUUGUUUUUGAGAUAUUUGAUCAUGAUUAAAGUGAACCGGACAUUUCACGAUAAUUUUUAGACAUUAUUUUGAACUUUUUAACGUGCCAUAUGUUUAAAUAUCAUAUUUUGACUUUAGAAAUAUAGCAACAGUGCCAUUGUAAUAAAUUUACUCACAAGUUUCGAUUAAUUCAUAAAUAGAUUUUCAUUUCCGUUCGCCGAAUACAGGCUUUAUUCUACGUUUUCAGGAUAAAUAAUGUUACACCAUCACCUCCGAUUUUUCGAACGUGCAGAACUACCUUAAAUGAUAUUUUGUGAAAAUACCUUCGAGAUAGCCGUAAUUUCGAUAUAAGCAAGAUCGGAAUAUCGUAUUCAAGUGUUUAUUAUGAAUACUAAGUAUUAUCAUUAUAGUUUUAAUAUGUAUCAUUAUAGUAUCAGCGUAUAUACCGUUCAAAGUACUUUACUACUUUUAGAUUUGUCUGACGAUUAAUUGUAUAGUAUUGAAACGUCGUCAUAUUAGUAAUAUAUUUGAGAUCAACUGUAAAACAGUAUUGUUUGUAAAAAGUAAACAUUUAUCACA
Mercenaria mercenaria is the source of this 8554-nucleotide messenger RNA. Its product is annotated as protocadherin Fat 4-like. Gene Ontology annotation, cellular component: plasma membrane. NCBI's taxonomy places the organism in Eukaryota, Metazoa, Mollusca, Bivalvia, Venerida, Veneridae. The transcript is spliced from 41 exons. Gene Ontology annotation, molecular function: calcium ion binding. Bases 1 to 4956 code for a protein of 1651 amino acids. The record is from RefSeq and is a predicted model, not a curated record. Gene Ontology annotation, biological process: homophilic cell-cell adhesion.